Micropterus salmoides (largemouth bass) is the source of this 3001-nucleotide messenger RNA. Its product is annotated as phosphatidylinositol 4-kinase beta-like. NCBI's taxonomy places the organism in Eukaryota, Metazoa, Chordata, Actinopteri, Centrarchiformes, Centrarchidae. Gene Ontology annotation, biological process: phosphatidylinositol phosphate biosynthetic process; phosphatidylinositol-mediated signaling. Gene Ontology annotation, molecular function: 1-phosphatidylinositol 4-kinase activity. The record is from RefSeq and is a predicted model, not a curated record. Gene Ontology annotation, cellular component: cytoplasm; membrane.
AGGAGGGCGGAGCUUCCCAGCAGCCAUGAUGGAGGACACUGAGCCGGAUCUUUCUCCCACCCCCUCUGAUCAGAACAGCCCCUCCCUCUCCCUCUCCUCCUCCUCCCUGUCCCUCCCCUCCACGCCCUCGUCCUCCUGUGGCGCCCCCCCGGCCGUCACGCCUCCUCUGGGGGUCAUCAGCGAGGGCGUCGGGGAGCUCAGCCUGGUGAUCGACGCCGAGGUGGCUCACCGGGCGUGUCAGGAAGUCCUGCAGAAGGUCAAGCUGACGCAGGUGGACAGUGAUGUCGCCGGCCUACAGAACGGGGAGGGGCCUGACCCGCAGCCCGCCGCCACGGUGAGACCGAUAAAGAUCCGCGAGAAGGAGCGGGAGCCCGAGGGCCCGGCUCCCGGCUCGGUGAAGAGCGCCCGGCAGCGGCAGAGACACAACCCCUCCAAACAGUCGUGGUUGCUCCGCCUCUUUGAGUCCAAGCUGUUCGACGUCUCCAUGGCGAUCUCCUACCUGCACAACUCGAAGGAGCCCGGCGUCCAGGCGUACAUCGGGAACCGGCUCUUCAGCUUCCCGCACGAGGAGGUGGACUUCUACCUGCCGCAGCUGCUCAACAUGUACAUCCACAUGGACGAGGACGUCGGGGACGCCAUCAAGCCAUACGUGGUUCACCGCUGCAGACAGAGCAUCUCCUUCAGCCUGCGCUGCGCCUGGCUCCUGGGGGCCUACUCCUCCGACAUGCACAUCUCCACCCAGCGGCACUCCAGAGGAACCAAACUGAGGAAACUCAUCCUGUCCGACGAGCUCAAACCCUCGGGCCCCCGAGCUCGCAGAGAACCUCUGACUCUGACCCCAUUCUGUCCCGUCAUGUCCCCCGCCAACGGCCCCGGGCCCCUGGGAGGAGAGCACGGCCUGUCGCCCUCCAAACGCACACAUCAGCGCUCCAAAUCAGACGCCACAGUCAGCAUCAGUCUGAGCAGCAACCUGAAGAGAACGGCCAGCAACCCGAAGGUGGAGAGCAGCCAGGACGAGGACAGCGGCUCCAGCUCGGACAGUCUGGAGUUGGAGCCUGGUCCCCCGGUGCGUCUGGCGCCUCAGAGGGAGUUUAUUAAGUCUCUGAUGGGGAUCGGGAAGCGUUUGGCCACGCUGCCCACCAAAGAGCAGAAGACCCAGCGGCUGAUCUCAGAACUGUCGCUGCUCAACCACAAGCUGCCGGCCCGGGUCUGGCUGCCCACCGCCGCCUUCGACCACCAUGUGGUCCGAGUGCCGCACACACAGGCCGUGGUGUUAAACUCCAAAGACAAGGCUCCGUACCUGAUCUACGUGGAGGUUCUGGAGUGUGAGAACUUUGAGACGUCCAGCGUUCCGAUGCGGAUCCCGGAGAACCGGAUCAGGAGCACCCGUUCUGUGGAGAACCUGCCGGACUGCGGCAUGACGGCGGAGCAGAGAGCCGGCAGCUUCUCCACGGUCCCAAACUACGACAACGACGACGAGGCCUGGUCUGUGGACGACAUCGGAGAGCUGCAGGUGGAGCUCCCAGAGAUCCACACCAACAGCUGCGAUAACAUCAGUCAGUUCUCAGUGGACAGUAUCACCAGCCUGGAGAGCAAAGAGCCGGUGUUCAUCGCUGCUGGAGACAUCAGGCGGCGUCUGUCGGAGCAGCUGGCUCAGGCGCCUACCACCUUUAGACGGGACCCCGAGGACCCGUCAGCUGUGGCCCUGAAGGAGCCCUGGGAGGAGAAGGUCCGGAGGAUCAGAGAAGGAUCUCCUUAUGGUCACCUUCCUAACUGGAGGCUGCUGUCUGUUAUCGUUAAAUGUGGAGAUGACCUGAGACAGGAGCUGCUCGCCUUCCAGGUGCUGCAGCAGCUCAAGUCUAUCUGGGAGCAGGAGCGCGUCCCCCUCUGGAUAAAGCCCUAUAAGAUCCUUGUGCUGUCGUCGGACAGCGGGAUGAUUGAGCCCGUGAUGAACGCCGUUUCCCUCCAUCAGGUGAAGAAGCAGAGCCAGCUGUCUCUGCUGGACUACUUCCUGCAGGAGCACGGUGCUCCGACCACCGAGGCCUUCCUGUCUGCUCAGCGGAACUUUGUCCAGAGCUGCGCCGGGUACAGCCUCAUCUGUUACCUGCUGCAGGUCAAAGACAGGCACAACGGGAACAUCCUAUUGGAUGCUGAGGGUCACAUCAUCCACAUUGACUUCGGCUUCAUCCUGUCCAGUUCUCCCAAGAACCUCGGCUUCGAAACAUCGGCCUUCAAACUUACCACGGAGUUUGUUGAUGUGAUGGGCGGUCCAGACGGCGACAUGUUUAACUACUAUAAGAUGUUGAUGCUUCAGGGUCUGAUCGCAGCCAGGAAACACAUGGACCGGGUCCUGCAGAUAGUGGAGAUCAUGCAGCAAGGUACCCAGCUGCCCUGCUUCCACGGGUCCAGCACCAUGCGGGGCCUGAAGGAGCGGUUCCACAUGAGUCUGACGGAGGAACAGCUGCAGCUGCUGGUGGACCAGCUGGUGGACGGGUCCAUGAGGUCUCUCACCACCAAACUUUACGACGGCUUCCAGUACUUCACCAACGGCAUCAUGUGACCCGGCGGCGGCGUGUGUGUGCGUGUGUGUGUGUGUGUGAGUGUGAAUGGAGACUGAUGAUCCUCCUGCUCUCAGAAGUCGGCGGCAGAGACGAUGAGCCUCCUCUGUCCUCCUCUCCGUCUGUCUCUCGUUGUCUUUUUGUUGAAAGAACUUUCUUUGUCUCGUUUGGUUCCAGCUCUUUUUCUUGUUUUUCCAUAUUUGGGCAGAUGUCCCUGAUUGGCUGCUCAGCCGGACUCUUGGCCAAUCAGAGGAGCAGCCCAGUUUUAGUUUGACAUGUGAAUAGGUGGACAGUUUUUACAGGUAGAACCUGAAGGAAACGAGUCGGCGUCCAGAAGCUGGAGCCGCGGACUGAAGGACCACUCCGGAGCUUCUCAUGUUUUAACUAACUGACUGGAACCAGUUUGUCCUCUGACCCAUUAAACUAACCAGUGUCCACCUGCA